Messenger RNA from Phalaenopsis equestris, 908 nucleotides. RefSeq lists its product as uncharacterized. Bases 21 to 908 code for a protein of 295 amino acids. The record is from RefSeq and is a predicted model, not a curated record. Gene Ontology annotation, molecular function: DNA binding; DNA-binding transcription factor activity. The transcript is spliced from 7 exons. Lineage: Eukaryota; Viridiplantae; Streptophyta; Magnoliopsida; Asparagales; Orchidaceae.
AGAGAGGGUUACAGAAAAAGAUGAAGACUGAAAAAACUGAAGGAGAGAGUUCAGAUAACAACAACACAAGCAACAACAAUGGCGGAAAUGAGUGCGGAGACGAGCGGCCGAGAUCUGGUAGUGUGAGGCAGUACGUGAAGUCCAAACUGCCGAGAUUGAGAUGGACGGCUGAGCUGCAUCACUCCUUUGUUCGUGCGGUCGCGAGGCUCGGAGGACAGGAGAGAGCAACACCAAAGUUAGUUCUUCAGAUGAUGAAUGUUAGAGGGAUAAGUAUUGCACAUGUGAAAAGCCAUUUGCAGAUGUACAGAAGCAAGAAACUUGAUGAUUUUGGGCAGGAGAAGUUUAUCUUUUCUUCAGGCUAUUCUUCAUGGGAUGAUAAUUUAAGGAGAGAGAGCUUUCAUGAUAUGUUCUUCCAAAGAGGUGGCUCAUACCAACCCUUCAACCAUGAGACUCAGAAGCAUUUGGAAUUCAGAAAUACAACCUUCAGGCGCGAAGAGUGGGGAUUCAGUCAGCAGAAGAUGGGAAGAGAUAAUUUCAGCUAUGACCACUCAAGAACAGCUCUGCAGAGACAGCACUUCGAGAGCCUUCCAUUAAAUUCAUCAGAGUCUAAUUUUAAUCAUGUUUUUGUUGAGAAAGAAAACAGCAAUUACUGCUUCGAUAAGGUUAAGACACAGUCACAAGAACAUCAAUGGAGUAAGCUUGAAGAUAUUCUGAGAAGGGAGAUCAGAGAAGAAAAUUGUACAGACCCUAAGAGAAUGAAGCUUACCAGAGAUGAAAGCCAAGGAAUUCCAAAUUUGAAGCUAAGCUUGCCACCAAGCUCAUUGCAACAAAUAUUAGGAAGCAGGAAGAAACCAACUCUAGGGUUUAGUGCUUCAGAACUCAGCCUGUCAAUUAGGGCAUUGGAGUGA